Penicillium paradoxum is the source of this 1605-nucleotide messenger RNA. Its product is annotated as sugar porter family MFS transporter. The transcript has 3 exons. Lineage: Eukaryota; Fungi; Ascomycota; Eurotiomycetes; Eurotiales; Aspergillaceae. Gene Ontology annotation, molecular function: carbohydrate:proton symporter activity. Gene Ontology annotation, biological process: transmembrane transport; carbohydrate transport. Gene Ontology annotation, cellular component: membrane. The coding region runs from base 1 to 1605 and encodes 534 amino acids. The record is from RefSeq and is a predicted model, not a curated record.
AUGCCUGGUGGAGCGGUUGUCUCUGCGCCUGGCGAUGCCUUGCGCGUCGAGGCUCCAGUCACUUUCAAGGCCUACCUGAUGUGUGCCUUUGCCGCGUUCGGUGGUAUCUUCUUCGGAUAUGACUCUGGUUAUAUCAGCGGUGUUCUUUCGAUGAAUGCCUUCAUUCAGGAGUAUGAGGGUCUCGACCCCGCCACUACUGACCCAGCCAAGUUUGUUAUCCCGGCGUCUCGGAAAUCGCUUAUCGUCUCCAUUCUCUCAUGCGGUACUUUCUUCGGUGCCUUGAUCGCCGGUGAUCUGGCUGAUUGGUACGGUCGUCGGAUUACAAUCAUUGCGGGCUGUGGCAUUUUCAUCAUUGGUGUCGUUCUACAGACUGCUGCUAGCGCCUUGGGACUUCUCGUUGCUGGUCGUCUGAUUGCUGGAUUCGGUAUCGGUUUCGUCUCCGCGAUCAUUGUUCUCUACAUGUCUGAGAUUGCUCCCCGCAAGGUCCGCGGUGCCAUCGUCUCAGGUUACCAGUUCUGCAUUACCAUCGGUUUGAUGUUGGCAUCCUGUGUGGAUUACGGCACCGAGAAGCGCACGGACUCGGGAGCCUACCGGAUUCCCAUUGCUCUCCAAAUGCUUUGGGCUAUUCUGUUGGCAACUGGAUUGUUCUUUUUGCCUGAGUCCCCCCGAUUCUUUAUUCGCAAGGGUAACAAGGAAAAGGCCCGUGAGGUCCUAGCCCGUAUCCGUGGACAACCCAUCGAUUCGGACUUCGUUGAACUGGAAAUCAAUGAAAUUGAUGCCAACAACCAGUAUGAGCUUCUACACAUUCCGCAGGGUGGCUACUGGAGUACCUGGUUCAACUGCUUCCGUGGAAGUCUCUGGGACCCUAACAGCAAUCUCCGUCGCACUAUCCUGGGUACCUCGCUGCAGAUGAUGCAACAAUGGACCGGUGUCAACUUCAUCUUCUACUUUGGUACCACCUUCUUCCAGCAGCUGGGCACAAUUCAGAAUCCCUUCCUGCUGACUAUGAUUACUACCAUUGUCAACGUCUUUUCCACCCCUAUUUCGUUCUACACCAUUGAGAAACUUGGCCGUCGGACAUUGCUUCUUUGGGGUGCCUUGGGCAUGGUUGUUUGCCAAUUUAUUGUCGCGAUCAUCGGUGUCACCGAUGGUGACAACAACAGCGCUCUUAGUGCAAUGAUCGCUUUCAUUUGCAUCUACAUCUUCUUCUUCGCUAGUACCUGGGGUCCCGGCGCUUGGGUCGUCAUUGGUGAAAUCUUCCCUCUUCCCAUCCGGUCCCGCGGCGUUGCUCUUUCUACCGCUUCCAACUGGCUCUGGAAUUGUAUCAUCGCCGUCAUCACCCCUUACAUGGUGGACGAGGACAAAGGUAAUCUUGGAGCCAAGGUGUUCUUCCUCUGGGGCUCGCUAUGUGCCUGUGCCUUUGUCUACACAUACUUCCUGGUUCCUGAGACCAAGGGUCUUACGCUUGAGCAGGUUGACAAGAUGAUGGAAGAGUCCACACCUCGCACGUCUGCCAAAUGGAAGCCUCAGACCACCUUUAGUGCCGAGAUUGGAAUGGUCGACGAAAAGACCGCUGGCCCCACUGUCACUCAGCAGGAGGUUUAA